Didymodactylos carnosus is the source of this 2154-nucleotide messenger RNA. NCBI's taxonomy places the organism in Eukaryota, Metazoa, Rotifera, Eurotatoria, Philodinida, Philodinidae. The record is from the annotation of a GenBank genome assembly.
AUGAAAGCGACUAAUUUGUGUUCGAAAAGUGUUCCAUUAAUUUUAUGUCGUCGUACAAAAAGCUAUGGUGAAGUUGAUACUGCACAUGGGCAUGGACAUGAUGAUAAACAUGUUGAUCGUAAUCAAAUUAUAUACGAAAGAAUGUGGAAGAAUAAGUCAACCUAUGAUUGGUUACCAAAACCACAGGGCAGUUGGGCUGAAGUAAACGCUAAAACUCAACGUCGUUAUAAUCAAGUGUUAAUUGCUGGUAUUGCUUCAAUCUCAUUAGCAACCUUUUAUGUACUUUCCGUUACUGAAAAGAAUGCGGGUGCAAGAUAUCGAGCUCCAUAUCAUCUAAUUGGACAUGAAGAUUUCCCGGGCUCAAAUAUAGAUUACAACUCUGUACAGUUCCAGAUAAUGGCGCUGAGUGAUGGAAAAUCAGAGCGAACAUUUCAAUAUGAUGAUACAUUACCAUCAUUACCACUGCCUACAUUGCAGCAUACAUUGAAUCGCUAUUUAGAUUCAGUCAGACCCGUAGUGAACGAUCAAGAAUAUUUGAAAACGAAAACAAUUGUUGAUCAUUUUGGAAAACGUAUCGGUCUUGUAUUGGAUAAACAAUUACAGGAAAAAGCCCGCCAGGAACGAAAUUGGGCAAGUGACAUAUUAUCAAAAUGGUGGGAUGAAGAAAUUUAUUUAAAAUGGCGUCAACCACUUGCUCCAAAGAUGAAUAUGGUGGGUUAUGAUUCAGACUGGAGUUUUUGGCCACCAAAAGAUAAUUCACAAAUUGAACGUGUUGCAUUACAAUUACAUUUUUAUGGUCAAAUUUUUCAAUCAAUUCGACAAAUAUUUUCUUUAUUUUAUAUUCUUCGUUUAGAAAAUGAUGGACGUUGUCCAACACAUAUUGUCAUCAUUCGUAAACGUCGCUUCUUCGUUUUUGAUUUAUUUGAUGAUGAGAAUAUAUUAACACCGCCUGAAAUUGAAUAUCAACUACAUGAAAUUGUAAAAUUAAGUGAAAAACAAACAAAUAAUGCUAUGGGACUAGGAGCAUUAACAGCGCUACCACGAGACGAUUGGGCACUAAUACGCGAACAUUUUUGUGAAAUCGACUCUCGUAAUGAAUUAGGAUUAAAUCUUAUUGAAGAAUCGUUAAUGAUUUACUCGUUAGAAGAUAAAAAUGUUGACAAUUUAACUGAUUUGUGCAAACUUGUCAUGCUUGGUGAUCCCGUUAUGCGAUGGUUUGAUAAAUCAAUAGUAGUUGUCGUAACACAAAAUGGCGUCUUUGGAAGUAACUGUGAUCAUACUGUCUACGAGGGUCUCAUACCAUUACAAAUCAAUGAAAAUGUUCACAAACAAACUAAAUUUCUCAAUGGCGUAUGGAAUAAACAACAGACACAUUCAGCCGCAAAUCCUAAGACUAAUGCUUAUGAAAUAAUCUUUUAUACAGAUCAAAUUCUUCAUGAUGCCAUUGAACGUGGUCGUGAACUAUUUUUUAAAGAAGCAAAUGAUUAUGACUGUAUUACCACUACUGUGCCGUUGUGUACAAAAAUGGAUAUUACAAAAAAAAUAAAUGUUCAUCCCGAUACAUACUUUCAAUUAUGUUUGCAGUUAGGUUAUUAUCAAUUACAUCAUCGUGCGGCACCAACCUAUGAAACAGCCUCAACAAGACGUUAUUAUAAGGGACGAACUGAAACGUGUAGAACUUGCACAUCAGAGGUAAUACAGUGGUGUAAAGCAAUGGUGGAUGAGAAAAAUGUAACGGAUGGUAUGAAACGAAAACUAUUUUUAAUUGCCGUUAAACGCCAUAGACAACUGAUGACAGAAGCAUCUUUAAAUGAAGGAUGUGAUCGACAUUUAUUUGGUCUUAGUAUGUUAGCCACUGAAAAAGGAUAUAAAUUUACACUCGAUGAUGAUCCAUCGUGGAAGAAAAGUGGUGGAGGUGGUAAUUUUAUUUUAAGCACAAGUUGUCUUGGCUUUAGAACAACAUGCGGUGGCACAGCACCUAUGUGUUCCACUGGCUAUGGCGUGUUUUAUAGAAUUGGUCCUGAUGCAACAGCAUUCUUUAUUAGUGCUUAUCAUAGUUGUCCAGAAACAAGUGCAUCGGCAUUAAGUCAAUCAAUAACAGAUGCAUUAAUCAACGUUAAAAGUUUAUUCGCAAACAUAACAUCAAAUCUUUAG